Molecule: messenger RNA, 2681 nt
Organism: Pseudoliparis swirei
Lineage: Eukaryota; Metazoa; Chordata; Actinopteri; Perciformes; Liparidae
Gene: ngly2
Exons: 12
Coding region: 161-2071 (636 amino acids)
Molecular function (GO): oxidoreductase activity, acting on paired donors, with incorporation or reduction of molecular oxygen, reduced ascorbate as one donor, and incorporation of one atom of oxygen
Source: RefSeq, a predicted model, not a curated record
GCCCGCCCACCAAUUUAAAAGUCUCGGUGGAUUUAGGAAGUCCACAACAACGACGUGUGUCGAGUUUAACGGCAGUGCGACCUCUUGUCUUCAGAUAAACUGAAAGAAAUGCUCGGCUGUUCGUGGUGAGUUCACGGUCACCCGCCGUGGCCAGGGAACUAUGGCGUUGCUGUGUCCAAAGCCCUCGGUGCUGUGGCUCAUUGCCGUUGUUGUUGCCUCACCCGCCGGGCCGGAGCCGGGGGACCCCGCGGCCGCGUUCAGCGUCCCGACCCUGGACGGGGAGUUCUCCUACCAGCCCGGGGGCCCGCGGGGAGCCCUCGUGGUGCACGCCUUCUCCAACAAGUCGGGCUUCCUGGAGUGCAUGUGGAGCUCCGAGUCGUCCCUGGUCAGCCUGGUGGAGGAGCUGCCGGACAGCACCCACGUGCUGUUCCUGUCCCUGGACGACUCCGCGGUCAGCGACGCUCUGUGGAUGAGGGAGCAGCUGCAGCGGGUCGCCAUGCACAGGAACCAGGAGGUUCUGACCCGGCUGCACUUCUCCCCGGUGCCGGUCUCCGCUCUGGGGAACUGGAUCCCCGACGUGCUCUACUACUGGCGCUGCAGCGGCCGCGGCUGCGUCUUCUCCCAGGUCGUCUUCAAAUCCGAGGGGUGGAACAUCCCCAUCGUGGUCAAGAGACUAGAUGCCCGGUACGACUGGCUCAUGGCGCGUGGCGAGCCGAGGUCGUACCGGCUGGUGGACGCCGGCGACGGGUGUGGAGCCUCCCCCUCGGUGGCCGGAGCUCUAGCCUGGGUGUCCGAGGGGAACUGCUCGUUCUUCACCAAGGUGCACAGCAUGGCCCGGUCCAACGCCUCCGGUGUCCUCGUCUACGCUCUGCCCGGCAACCCGAUCCGGGACAUGAACUGUGUCGGGGCCGAGUGCGACACGACGCUCGCCAUCCCGGCUGCCAUGGUGCACCGGGAGGCGCCGGUCGCUCGGGCGCUCGAGGUUGGACAGCCGGUGUACGCGUCCUUCCAGAACACCCCGUCCCCGAACUUCUUCAUCGGCAUUGACCACCAGGGGGCGCUGGCCGAGAUGGGCUGGUUCACCUACCCCUCGUUCAGCUUCCUCAACUGGCAGGCGCAGUGGUUUGAUUUCGACGCAGCGCUAAAGGUCAAACUUCAGAGUCCCGCGAAGGUCAUUUCUGUCUUCGACAAAGUCCCGAUGCUCGGAGAGAAAGGAGCCGUGGCCACGGUGGACCUGCCCAUCGCGCUGUGGGACGUCUCGGCGCUGCAGCUGGACGCGUCUCUGUCGUGUCCCGGCGGCCGCGACGCGUCCUGCGGCCACUGGGACCACGCGGUGCGGCUGCUGGUCUGCUGCGACCCCGGAGGCCCGUCCUGCGGCGCCGAGCUGGGCCGCUGGGUCACCGCCUUCCGCAGAGGAAUCGGGCGCUGGCUGACGGACGUGACCCCCCUCGUCCCCCUGCUGGACAGCAGCAGGUGCACCCUGACCAUGAAGACGGUCCCCUGGGCGAUGCCGUGGAUCGUCUCCCUCAACCUGAGAUUCAGCGUCGGCAAUCGGACGGGUUCUGAAAUCGAGAAGCUCCGCCCCUUCCGAGUGACGCCGCUGUACAGCGGGGGAACCUUCGACAAGAGCUAUAACGAGCGGUACCGGCCGACCCACCUGUCCGUCCCGCCGUCUACCAGAAAGGUGGAGCUGUACGCCGUCAUCACGGCCCACGGCUACGACGACAACGGCUGCGGAGAAUUCUGCGUGACCUCCCACCACUUCCUGAUCAACGACGUCUUCAACAACACCCUCACCUUCCACUCGGCAGGAACGCCGCUGGGCUGCACGCUGCGGGUGAAAGACGGCGCCGUGCCGAACCAACACGGCACGUGGCUGUACGGCCGAGGAGGCUGGUGCGACGGACUCCAGGUCGACCCCUGGAGGACAGACGUCACCCAACAGAUGAACAUGAGCGGGUCGGAGUCCAACGCCGUCGUCUACUUCGGCUUGUUCCGAGGGAAGGACCCCGAUCCAUCCGAGGAGCCCGGAUACAUCAUCAUGUCUUCUUUUCUCGUCUUUUAUAAAUGAUGCCCUCCACCCCCCCCCCUCUCCUCUGUGAACGUACACUCCAAAAGUCUAAAUUAAAUGUAGAUUUUUUUGUCCGACUGUUUUCGCCGUCUGUCCCCGUUUCUCGUGCCGCGGUUUCGUAGACCUGCACCAACCGGACCUCCGGGACCGGGUCGUCCCUGAUUUUAAUAUGGAUGCUGUCUCCGUGGGGGCCGUUAGUUUCUCACUAUCAGCAGAAACAACUUUAUCUCCGCAAAAACAAUCCGUUUCCUUAAAAUGUUAUGCACGUAAAAAGAUGAAAGAGUAACUAAACCGCAGAGUUUUGGGUAAAAUGCAUCGACCCCGCCAUGUAAAUGGCUCAUUUUCAUCAAUGAGGAGCAUUAAGCUCUGAAAAGUGCUCUGCAUGUGUGUAACAGUACGACAUCACUGUCACGAUCCGGACGUUUUGGAGUCUUAUUUUGAAGUCCUUGUCCUUCGUGUCCUCUGUCUCCCUGCACUUCCUGUCCCUGUGGUUGGCUGCCCUGUUCCUGAUGGUUUCCUCCUGUGUGAUUGCUAUGUCCUCCACUUCUGUAUUUUUCAUUUUGUUUUUCAUUUGUAUUGUACAAAGUCACUUAAUAAACCUGUGAUGAUA